GGCUUUGCCUGUUGGAAAUUGCUCGGAAGCAAAAGGGGGGGAAUAGAGAGACCCUAACCCUAGGUUAGAUCGAGAGAUCUCGUUUGGACGGCGUUCGAUGGCGUCGUUCGCGGAAGCUCCGCCGGGCGAUCUUAAGGCCGGGGAGAAGAUCUUCAAGACCAAGUGCGCGCAGUGCCACACCGUCGACCAGGGCGCCGGCCACAAGCAAGGACCUAAUUUGAACGGCCUUUUUGGAAGACAAUCUGGUACGGCAUCGGGUUAUUCUUACUCUGCCGCAAACAAGAAUAAGGCUGUUGUAUGGGAGGAGUCAACUUUGUAUGAUUACUUGCUUAACCCUAAGAAGUAUAUUCCUGGUACUAAGAUGGUAUUUCCUGGUUUGAAGAAGCCACAAGAGCGUGCUGAUCUUAUCGCCUAUCUCAAACAGUCGACGGCUUGAGUGUUCCGUUAUCAUGGCUAAAACAAUUUUUGUUCACCAAUAAGACCAUUUGUUGCCAUGCUUAUGACAAGCAUUUGAGCUACAAAACAUUCUUUGCAAAUUCUUCAAUCAAUUGCCCAUAUGUUUAAUUUUGUCUGCAAUAGCUGACAGCUAAAUUUUCUUUAAAUAUAAACUGGAGAUUAUUAUGUGACGGUAAGUACAUUAUGCUAUAUAUUUCUUCAUGUGGUA
Molecule: messenger RNA, 664 nt
Organism: Musa acuminata AAA Group (dessert banana)
Lineage: Eukaryota; Viridiplantae; Streptophyta; Magnoliopsida; Zingiberales; Musaceae
Product: cytochrome c-like
Exons: 3
Coding region: 98-436 (112 amino acids)
Biological process (GO): mitochondrial electron transport, ubiquinol to cytochrome c; mitochondrial electron transport, cytochrome c to oxygen
Cellular component (GO): mitochondrial intermembrane space
Molecular function (GO): electron transfer activity; heme binding
Source: RefSeq, a predicted model, not a curated record